ACAUAUGUAUAGCCAAAAUCAUGGUGGAGAAUGGGAUAGACGCAAGGUUGGGUCUUGGGAAGUCUGAUGGGUUUGGUGACUUCGAAGUAGUGGUUGAUGGGGUGUCAUUGAGGUGGAAUGUAGUGGUGGAGGAAAGGAUAGUUGAUUUGAGAAGGGUUUUAGAUUUAGGGAGGUUGGCAAUGGCGGAGAGAGGGAGGAGUAGGAGAAAGAGAAAAAGAGGGCGGAAAGUGGAAGCCAUGGAUGCUGGUUAGGAUUUUUGGCGGGGGGGUGUUCAUCAUCUCUCAACAGUAUGUGUACCGUUUUCCACCAGUAAUUAAAAUGUCAAGAAAUAAAGACCGGAAUGCCAACGAAUUUCAAUAGUUUCCCUUCUGUUUUUGUGGUUAUGCUAUCCCAACAUUUAAGGCAUUGGCAACACCUAACCCCAAGUAAUGGGGCUGUCCAUCCAAAAUGUUACCAAGCAAUGGAAUGAAUUCAACAUCAUAAC
Rubroshorea leprosula is the source of this 484-nucleotide messenger RNA. The record is from the annotation of a GenBank genome assembly. Lineage: Eukaryota; Viridiplantae; Streptophyta; Magnoliopsida; Malvales; Dipterocarpaceae.